Messenger RNA from Dioscorea cayenensis subsp. rotundata (Guinea yam), 1787 nucleotides. Its product is annotated as bifunctional 3-dehydroquinate dehydratase/shikimate dehydrogenase, chloroplastic-like. Gene Ontology annotation, biological process: chorismate biosynthetic process; shikimate metabolic process. The coding region runs from base 50 to 1603 and encodes 517 amino acids. The record is from RefSeq and is a predicted model, not a curated record. Lineage: Eukaryota; Viridiplantae; Streptophyta; Magnoliopsida; Dioscoreales; Dioscoreaceae. Gene Ontology annotation, molecular function: 3-dehydroquinate dehydratase activity; shikimate 3-dehydrogenase (NADP+) activity. The transcript is spliced from 9 exons.
GAGAUAGGGAACCAAGGACACUGCUACUCUUCUUCAUCUUCAUCUCAAGAUGAAGAACCCUACACUCGUCUGCGCUUCUCUCAUUGCUACAUCGUUGGAGGAGAUGGCUCAUCAGAUGCACGUUGCUGCUGAACGAGGAGCUGAUCUUGUUGAGCUUCGUCUUGAUCACUUGCAUAACUUCAACCCUCGUUCUGACCUUCAGUUCCUCAUCAAAGAUCGGCCUUUGCCCGUCAUUACUACUUUCAGGACAAAGUGGGAAGGAGAUGAGUAUGAAGGUGAUGAGAUUUUGAGAUUUGAGGCACUUCGUUUGGCAAUGGAGUUUGGUUCUGAUUAUGUUGAUAUUGAACUCCAGGCUGCUGAGGAGUUUGUGGAGUCUAUAUCAACGAAGAAGCCAGAGAAUUUUAAGCUCAUUGUCUCUUCUCACAAUUAUCAGAACACACCAUCCCCUGAAGAGCUUGGCGAUCUUGUUUCAAGGAUUCAAGCUGUUGGAGCUGACAUUGUGAAAAUUGCAACUACUGCCAUGGAUAUCUCUGAUGUCGCUCGCUUGUUCCGAGUACUUGUUCAUUGUCAAGUACCGGUCAUUGGAAUGGUUAUGGGCGAGAGAGGACUAGUCUCUCGGUUGCUCUCUUCAAAGUUUGGAAUGUAUCUAACGUUCUGCGCACUUGAUGAGGGUAAAGAAUCAGCUCCCGGGCAGCCAACCAUCUCUGAAUUAUUGAAUUUGUAUAGAAUCAAGCAGACCAGAGCAGACACAACUGUUCUUGGACUUAUAAGCAAGCCUGUUGGACAUAGUAAGAGCCCUCUUUUACACAAUGCUGCAUUGAAAUCGGCCGGUGUUAAUGCUGUUUAUGUUCCAUUUCUUGUCGAUGAUCUUCCUAGUUUUCUCAAGGCCUUCUCAUGCCCAGACUUUGCUGGAAUCAGGUCAUUAAACUUGGGCUUUCAUUACUUCCUAUGCAUUCAUGUUGUGUGUAGGAUUUCAAUUUCAGUGAAUGUUAUUGAUUUCAGCGUUGGAAUUCCUCACAAAGUUACGGCAGUUACAUGCUGUGAUGAAGUCGAUCCGAUUGCUAAGUGUAUAGGAGCUGUAAACACAAUUGUUCGGAGAUCAAGUGACGGAAAGUUGGUCGGUUAUAACACGGACUAUGUUGGUUCAAUUUCCGCUAUUGAAGAUGGAAUAAGAGUCUUGACAGGGUUAAUCGGCAAUCAAACGAUUGAGUUACCUCUAGCUGGUAGACUCUUUGUUGUUAUAGGUGCCGGUGGUGCAGGAAAAGCUCUUGCUUAUGGUGCGAAAGAAAAAGGCACAAGAGUAAUAAUAGCGAACAGAACUUAUGAUAAAGCUAAAGAGCUUGCUAACUUGGUCGGGGCCGAUGCUUUACCUCUUACCGACUUAGAAAGUUUUCAUCCAGAGAAAGGAAUGGUUCUUGCAAACACAACAUCACUAGGAAUGCAACCAAAUGUUAAUGAGACUCCUCUGGCCAAGAGUUGUUUGGGGCGUUAUGAUUUGGUGUUUGAUGCUGUUUAUACACCAAAAGAGACUAGACUUUUAACUUUUAAGAGAAGCAAAAGAGACUGGAGUUACCAUUGUAGCUGGAGUGGAAAUGUUCAUUAGACAAGCUAUGAAACAGUUUGAUUUGUUCACUGGAAUGCCGGCUCCUGAAGAAAUGAUGCGUGAUUUCGUGAUGAAGAACAUAUAAAAGUGAAGAUCUCUUUUUUUCGAGCAGCAAUUAAUUGUGUGGUGUUUUGGUUUGUAAUAUUACCAUUUUCGAAUUCAAUAAUAUGUUUUGAUUCAGUUG